CCUGCAGGAUCUUACUAACAGACACCGUCGUGUUAUGGCGCGCGUGCGGAUCCCAGCCCCCAGACAGCCCUGAUUACUUCCCUCACUGAUCAGGGAUCUUCCUGAUUACUGCAGUCCGAGCCCUGUCUCACGUGCUGUCCGGUCUAAGGUCUACACUCCGCGGCGAUCUGCUUCUACUUCCUGAUCCAGACCCGCUGUCUCAGCACCGGUCAUAUGACAGGCAGAGCCCACUGCUGCAGGACCAGGACCAGGACCAGGACUCUUUCUACACCGGCUGUCUGUAUUUGGACCCGAAGGAACCAUGUCUGUGGUGAAGCUGGAGGAGUAUCGGGAGCGGAUUCGUAAAGAACUGGACAACGCAGUGGACUUCUGGCUCAAAUACUCUCAUGACACCAUACACGGAGGCUUCUUUACGUGUAUCGGGCGGGAUGGGACGGUCUAUGAUGAGCUGAAGUACGUCUGGCUGCAGGGUAGACAGGUGUGGAUGUACUGUCGGCUGUACCGAACCAUGGAUCGCUUCCGCAAGCCUGAAAUCCUCGAAGCAGCCAAAGCUGGUGUGUGUGUGUCUGUGGAAAUUCGCCCCCGUCUCCCCGCGGCCAGUGGAAAAGGCCUUUCUUCCCCCCCCCCGACCCGGAAAAGGGGGGAAAACCCGGGAAAAACCCCCAAGGAAACCCUAUUCAGGGUGUUUCACAUCCUGGCCCCUGGUGACCUUAGCCGGGAGGCGACAGACCCCCGCUCACACAGCGUUGUGUUUUUCCCCCUUUGGGCGGAAACAGUGUGGAGCAGGAUCUACGGGGGAAGGGGGACUCGUUUGGGCCUGGGAGGCCCCCCCGGGGUUCCCCGGGGGAAAGUUUCCCCCCAACAGCUCCGUUCCCCUGAUGCUUCCCGUGGGCUGGUGCAGCAGCUGACUGACGGCCGGGGUCAGGAGGUGGUUCACCGGUACCGAGAGCUGGCCAGCUGGUGCGUGCGGCAGAUUCUCCAACACGUCCAGAGAGACGGCACGGCCAUUUUAGAGAAUGUGUCGCCAGAGGGAGCAGAGCUGCCGGGAUGCCAGGGCCGACUGCAGAACCCAGGGCACGCCCUGGAGGCGGGCUGGUUCCUGCUCCAGGUCAGUGCGGAGCAGGGGGACGCAGAGCUCCAGCAGACGGCCAUCAACAAGUUUGUGGAGCUGCCGUAUCAGAAGGGCUGGGACAAAGAGCACGGCGGCCUCUUCUACUUCCUGGAUGUGGACGGUCACUGCCCCACACAGCUGGAGUGGAGUAUGAAGCUGUGGUGGCCCCACUGUGAGGCGCUCAUCGCCUUCCUGAUGGCCUACAGUCAGACCCAGAAGCCCCAGCUGCUGGAGACCUUCUCUCAGGUGUACGAGUACACCUUUAACCACUUUCCUGACACUAAGAACGGCGAGUGGUUUGGCUAUUUGACACAAGAAGGGAGAGUGACACUGGAUUUUAAAGGAGGCCCCUUUAAGGGGUUCUUCCACGUGCCUCGCUGCCUCUACAUGUGUGAGCGUAUGCUGGACGACCUGCUGGCCAACACCAAGGACUCAGCAUGAAUGCUGAAUUAUUCGGGAUUAAAUCUGAUUUGUCUGUUCACUAAAACUACAAGAACCAUGUUAUAAAACAAAUUACACUCAUUUUCAAA
Messenger RNA from Etheostoma spectabile (orangethroat darter), 1641 nucleotides. RefSeq names its product renin binding protein (gene renbp). Gene Ontology annotation, molecular function: isomerase activity. Lineage: Eukaryota; Metazoa; Chordata; Actinopteri; Perciformes; Percidae. The transcript is spliced from 11 exons. Gene Ontology annotation, biological process: carbohydrate metabolic process. The record is from RefSeq and is a predicted model, not a curated record. The coding region runs from base 302 to 1552 and encodes 416 amino acids.